Messenger RNA from Strongylus vulgaris, 723 nucleotides. NCBI's taxonomy places the organism in Eukaryota, Metazoa, Nematoda, Chromadorea, Rhabditida, Strongylidae. The record is from the annotation of a GenBank genome assembly.
AUGAGCAUCGUAUCUGAGCACGGUUUUCGUCUUGAUGGACGACGUCCUCAGCAAAUCCGUAAUAUAAGUGCUUCUCUUGGAACAAUUCGGGAUGCAGAGGGAUCGGCGUAUUUUGAGCAAGGAGGAACUAAGGUGGUCCUCUGCGCAGUUUAUGGGCCUUAUGAGGGCAAAAAGUCAAAGCAGUUGGAGGAUCGCUGUGUCAUCAAUUGUGUGUUUAGUAUGACACGAUUUGCUGGCGUAGAACGCAGGCAGCGGGUUCGAGCCGAUCGCAAAUCAAUGGAAAUUGAACGGCUCAUUGAGAAGACUUUCGAGGGAGCUGUGCUUGUUCAUCUGUUUCCUACCUCACAAAUCGAUAUUUUUUGUCAGAUUAUCCAAAGCGAUGGGUCUCAUCUUGCCGCCUGCGUCAAUGCCGCCUCCUUAGCUAUGUCAGAUGCUGGAAUACCUAUGAAGGGUCUUGUAGCUGCUUCAACAUGCAGCAUAGUUGAUGGGCAGCCUGUUGUAGACAUCAAUCAGAGGGAAGAAACUGAUCUGCUUCCGCGAUUAACUCUUGCCACUCUUCGCGGUGAGGAUGAGGUUGUUUUGGUUGAGUUACAGAAUCGAGUUCAUGUUGAUCAAUUGCCGGCCCUUUUGGCUGCAGCAAAAGACACAUGCAAAGGAGUUCAUGAAUGCAUUUGUGCAGCCAUUGUUGAUGAGCUAGACAAAAGAGCAUUUUUCUUACGUUAA